This is a messenger RNA of Chanos chanos (milkfish), 2559 nucleotides long. RefSeq names its product prostaglandin F2 receptor inhibitor b (gene ptgfrnb). Gene Ontology annotation, cellular component: membrane. The coding region runs from base 1 to 2559 and encodes 852 amino acids. The transcript is spliced from 9 exons. The record is from RefSeq and is a predicted model, not a curated record. Lineage: Eukaryota; Metazoa; Chordata; Actinopteri; Gonorynchiformes; Chanidae.
AUGGCUGCUGGUCUCUGUUGGUCCAGGAUAGUGACUGUGCCCACAGGCCCUUUGCUGCGUGUGGAGGGCCAGGAGGUGGCCAUUCGCUGUGAUGUCUCAGACUACGAGGGUCCGAGUGAACAGGACUUUGAAUGGAAUGUGCUGCGGGGGUCGGAUGCCGUCAAAUUAAUCUCCUCCUUCGACCCCUCGUACUCAGACCAAUCCCUAAGGGAUCGCGUGGACAGUGGGGACAUCAGUAUAAAUCGCUUAAGUGACAGCUCUGCAGAGCUGAAAAUCAGAGGGGUGAGGGUAACUGACAGCGCCACCUACCAGUGCAGUACUCCAAGCACCGAUACAGUCAUCGCCGGCAAUUAUCAUGCAGACGUGCAGCUCCGAGUGAUUAGCGACAGUCUCAUCAUUACCUCUGAGAUGCCGAAGCCUGUGGUACCUGAGGGCAAAUCAGGUACUCUUCUCUGUAAUGUCACCCAUGAUUUCACUGAGGGUAGCUACCUUUCCAUCAACUGGUCAGUCAGGAAAGGGACGUCACCUGCCGAGGACAUCCUGACAUUUGGGCCUGAGAUGGGCGUGACGGUCGGAGGUCACUACCUCCAGCGCUAUGAAGAUGGAGGCCUUCGUCUGAAUCUGGGUAGUCCCGGAUCCUUCGGCCUGGUUCUGUCCAGAGCUCUACCCACUGACCAGGGGGUGUAUGUCUGCACAGCCAGGCAGUGGACAAAGGAGGUGGGCGGAGCCUGGCAAAAGAUUCAGGAGAAGAGCUCAGACAUGGGCAAAGUCACCGUGACACCCACAGUGGACUCUCUCACUGUCAAAGUCGAGGACGUUUCUCCUUUGAGCGUGGGCGACCCGCUCUCCCUCACCUGCUCGGUUUCCAUGGAAGACAAGGCCGACUUGGGCCUGGAGGUGACGUGGCUGCUGAAUGACACGCAGGUGCUCAUCCACAUGGCUCGUAACGGACUGGUGGCAAACUCCUCAGACGCAGUGAGAGUGACGCGGGUGGGUGAGAGCGAUUUCAGGCUGACAGUUGGAAGCCUGGAGCUCUCUGACUCAGGGCUCUAUUCGUGUAGGGUGAAUGCCUGGGUACCCCUCAGUGGUGGCCAAUGGUACCAAUCAGCGAAAAAGACAUCUAAGCCUGUACUGGUGGUGGUCGGUCAAAAAGAUCCAGAUUUUUCUGUCACUCUGGUUAGUUCUGUGACUGCACAGUUCCCUGGUGAUCCCACUGAGCUGGAAUGUCAGGUGACAAAUGUUUCCCACCUGCGUAACGGACGAUUGGGCGUGUCCUGGCAUUACACAGCAACCACGCCCAUGGGUGACACGACGACCAUGCAUGUCAUCGCUUCACUGGAUGAGAAUGGGGCCCUCAGGCCUGCCGAAAAGUAUCGCGCCCGUCUCGAAUCCGGUCUCAUCUCUGUGACACGAGUGGAACCAAACACCUUCAAGCUCCGCUUUCUCCGCGCGAUGAAUGCCGACGCAGGCAAUUACGCUUGCAGCGUCACUGCAUGGGCCCUCUCUCGGAAUGGCAACUGGGAAAGAGCAGCAGAAUUCCAAACCCCUGUUCUCAAACUCAGCUUGGCUACAAAGAAGCCUGCCCUCAGCGUAGGGGCCUCUCGUUUACGAGAAGCCACGGCCAGCGGCAGCACCUUCGAGAUGAGCUGUCGCGUUGCUGGGGAUAGCCUGCAGGGGGCGUCAUUCUCUGUAAUCAUCCAGUUCCAGGAGUCUGUUCUGGGGCCAGUUCGGAAGGUCAUUUCCCUGAGCUCGGAUUCUGUGCUCAAACUGGAGGACGCGAGCGAGCCCGACCGGCUGGACAGCGUGUCGCUCGUGAAAUCUGGAGCUCGAGAGUUCCGGUUCCGAAUUCAGGGGGUGCAGGUUUCGGACCGGGGGUACUACUGGUGCCAGAUUGGUGCUUGGACCCAGCAGCCUGGUGAGGACCGGGUGGAGGUAGUGAGCGGAGACUCCAAUAAAGUCCAGAUUGAUUUUGAACAUACAGGUCCCUCAUUUCUUGUAUCCAUUAGUUCAGACACUACAAGCGUAUAUCCCUGGGAACCUGUUAAAAUGCAGUGUGAAAUGGUUGUGGCAGGAACAUCUCCAAACACAGAUGACGUGGCAUACGAGAUACGUUGGUUCUUGACUCGAAUCAGGGAUUCAGAUGACCCCAUACUGUUGAUUAGUAUGGACCGCUGGGGUGUGGUGCGUAAGGUCCCUCGCAACGAUAGUAGUGACCUCAGCCUGGAACGCUCUGAUUCCCAGAAAUACCUGCUCGGUGUCCACAGCACCCAGGACAGUGACGCAGGCGAAUACCACUGCAUCGCCACGCCUUGGCUCCGAUCACCAGCAUCCGGAAAAUGGAGCAAGGCUCCUGAUGCCAUCUCUAAAAGGGUCUUCCUCAGUGUCAAAUUUGCAUUUUGGGACUCCAUGAAGCUGCCCUUGCUAUAUGGGGUCUGUGCGUCAGCCUUUAUGGGGAUCUUCUCCCUCCUUUUGGGCCUCAUUUGUGCUCACUGCUGCUGCCGAAACACGACAAGCACACCCCGCUCACGCAACAAACUUAUGGACCUGGAAAUGGACUGA